This is a messenger RNA of Achroia grisella, 1151 nucleotides long. Its product is annotated as corepressor interacting with RBPJ 1. Gene Ontology annotation, cellular component: nucleus. The record is from RefSeq and is a predicted model, not a curated record. Gene Ontology annotation, biological process: negative regulation of DNA-templated transcription. Bases 181 to 909 code for a protein of 242 amino acids. NCBI's taxonomy places the organism in Eukaryota, Metazoa, Arthropoda, Insecta, Lepidoptera, Pyralidae. The transcript is spliced from 6 exons. Gene Ontology annotation, molecular function: transcription corepressor activity.
UUAUGUUGUUACUGUGUUUCAAGGAGCGUAAUAGUGUUUGUGAUUAUGUGUCGCAUUUUGUAAUAUUCCGAGUCUACUUGAACUUGACGUAUUGAAGACAAAAACAAUAAUUGUGAACAUAAUCUUACUAUUCUUUACUUGAAGGAUAUAUUGUUUUUAAAACAAAUUUUAACUCUCAUCAUGGGUAAAGGAUUUAAUAAUUAUAUGUGUAAGAAAUUCUUUCAUCCUGCUUCAAGAGAUAACUUGAAACGGGUAUGGAUGGCAGAACAGAAAACAGAAGCAUACAAAAAAAAACAAGAAGAACUAAGAGUCCAGUAUGAAAAAGAGCAAGAAUUACAUGAAAACAAAGCAUUAUUGAGCAAAGAUAGCAAGGACAAACUCAGCCUCAAUUUUAUGUAUGAACCACCACCUGGUGUAAAAAAAGAGCGUGAACGAGAAGAUAAUGAACCAGAGUAUAAAUUUGAAUGGCAGCGAAAAUAUAAUGCCCCAAGAGAGAGCUAUUGCAAGGGUGAUAAUGAAAUUCGUGAUCAACCAUUUGGUAUACUUGUCAGGAAUGUAAGAUGUAUUAAGUGUCAUAAAUGGGGUCAUAUUAAUACUGAUAAAGAAUGUUCAAUGUAUUCACUGUCUAUGAGUGAGGCUCGUGCCUUACAAGCCUCUACAUCAGCACCUGAAGAAGAAGAAGCCAAACCUGAUGUACCCACACUCAUGCAGCAAAUGCGUGAUACUGGAUUAGUGAUGAAACCUGGGGCUAUGCCAUUGGCUGCUACAAAAGUAGAAGAUAAUGAUGCAUCUAACUUCACUGAACUGGAUCUUAUCAGCCAACUAACAAAAAAACAAAAGAAGAAGCUGUUGAAAAAACUUGAGAAAUUGGAAAAGAAGAAGGAGAAAAAACACAAGCACAAGCACUAAAGAAUAUUUUCGUACAAAAGCUAAAUAUUUGUUAUAUCUUUAUUGUAUUUGAAACACUGUGUUUCUUAAUAUUGCGUUCUAAUCCUUUUCUAUAAAAAAGGAGUUUCCAAUUAUAUUGGACAUUCUUGCAUGUAUGUGACCAACUUUGAUUGGUUCUUUUGUAAUAUAAAUUAUAUUUAAUUAUUAUAUUUAUACUUAACUGUAUUACAAACACAGGUACUAAACCAGGCUAUAAUAAAUAA